Molecule: messenger RNA, 989 nt
Organism: Trichosurus vulpecula (common brushtail)
Lineage: Eukaryota; Metazoa; Chordata; Mammalia; Diprotodontia; Phalangeridae
Product: tumor necrosis factor receptor superfamily member 14-like
Exons: 8
Coding region: 64-804 (246 amino acids)
Biological process (GO): positive regulation of peptidyl-tyrosine phosphorylation; defense response to Gram-negative bacterium; defense response to Gram-positive bacterium
Cellular component (GO): external side of plasma membrane
Molecular function (GO): protein binding
Source: RefSeq, a predicted model, not a curated record
AGAACAAAACAGGAUACAACAUGUUCUCUGGAGCUGGGGACUGCCAGACUGAGAUACAUAGUGAUGGUGAACAGAGGCUACUUGAUGAUCUUCAGCAUGUUUACGAUGGCUCAGCUCAUCCCCUUCAAAAAGGCUCUGGAGUGUAUGGUGGCAGAGUAUGAGGUGGAUGGGCAGUGCUGCCCCACCUGCCGUGCAGGUUACAGGGUAAAUGAGACAUGCACUAUAAUGACAGGCACCACGUGUGUGGCUUGUGAUCCUGGGACCUACACUGCACACCAGAGUGGCCUGAAGGAGUGUCUCCAGUGUAAAGUCUGUGACUCUGAAUCUGGCUUGGUGACCAGAAGGGAAUGUUCAUCUACAUCCAACACUGUGUGUGGCUGCUCUCCAGGCUAUUUCUGCACUGGCAUGAAAAAUGACUGUGAGAUGUGUGUGCGUCACCAAGUCUGCAUCCCUGGACAAUAUGUUAAGUCUAGAGGCACAGAGAGAAGCAACACCAUCUGUGAAGCAUGCCAGGCAGGGACAUUUUCCCCCAAUGGAACCCUUGACCAGUGUCUGCCAUGGACCAAUUGUACUGCCCAGGGUUUAUCUGAAGAAAUGCCAGGCACUGACACCACGGAUGCAUUGUGCUCAUCGGAGAGUACUCUUCCAUUCAUGGGUUCUGUCAUUGCCUUCACCAUAAUCAUCAUCUUAAUCUUUGGGAUGGUAUUUGUUAAAGGAAACAACAAUCAAAAAAGAGGGGAUGACACAAGAGGAAGAGCUGAAGCAUCACACCCUGAAAAGACCCUGAAAAUGUUAUCUCCUUGAGUCCCAUGGGUCAGUUAUCAACUUGCCUGUGCAGGAGACUAGAUAACAAGAAGAAUCAGCUCCACUAAGGGAAAGAAUAUCCAAGAGCCAGGACAUUGGGGAACCUUGAUUUUGCUCUUGGGGGUAUAGUGAAACACCAAGGUCGUCAUACUCUCUGUCUGUCAUUGGGGACAAGCUUUGGCACU